Messenger RNA from Cuscuta epithymum, 5960 nucleotides. The record is from the annotation of a GenBank genome assembly. Lineage: Eukaryota; Viridiplantae; Streptophyta; Magnoliopsida; Solanales; Convolvulaceae.
UCAUCACCUAUUGUAAACAAAAUUAUAAUACCACUGAAAGGUGCUAAAAUUCAAGGUGUACGGCUGAUGAAAAAUAGAAAAUAAAAAAUGGAAAAUAGGAAUCUACCUUGAACUGACCCAGCAGAACAUGAAAGCUGAAAAUACAAGUAAAGAACAUAUACCUUCUUGAGCAACAUCGCAAAACCCGAUGGUGUGAUAGAGGAAAGACCAAUGGGGUCUUCAAACGCCGUGUAAAAGGAAAAGAGUUAUUGUUAUAACCUUAUAUGAAAUUGUAUAAACAAAAUAGAUGAGCCUAACAUAUGUUUUCUUACCCGCAUCAAAUCCUGCGGAUAUAAGAAUAAUUUGAGGCUUAUAUUGUCUGGCAAUGGGUAAUAAUAUGAAAUCCCAAGCCAGACAAUAUUCUUUAUCGUUAAAAUCUUUGCCCACGAGCGGAACAUUGAUGGUAUACCCCAAUCAAUCUCCGCUUCCCGUUUCCUUAAAAUUUCCUGUCCUGGAGUAAAAAGGUUCCUUACGCGUCCCACAUCUAUAAUGUCAAUUAAUAUUAAAAUCAUUAAAACAACAGCUUCUGAAUAUCAAUUAAGAAUUAUAGAUUGCCAUUAAAUAAGAAAAUUUAAUGAGCUCCAUGCUUACAUUUUUUUUUCACGACAUCUAAUUUUUAUGCUAAAUGUAUUCGCUCUAGAACAGUAGAAAAAUGCUUAAGCCUUGAAUUAGUACAAAACAUAAACUAGUACAAAACAUGUGAACAUGGGCAUGAUUGUGAUAUGGCAGGCUUUUUUAUCACGACGGAAGAGUCUCAUCCUUGAGAGACACCUUAGAUGUGGACCUUGUCUAUGCCUAGAAUUAUAUGAUCUUGUUGUCGAAGUAAAGCCUCUGUUUAUGCUAAAAAUAAUAGUCCUAGCCAUCAAAUAAAUAGACUCUCAAUCUAUAGAAAUGUUUGUGUUAUUAAUAGGAAAAAUAGGUCAUGAUAAUUCCAACAAUGUCUAAGGUUUAGAAAGGGUAGUUUUGGGUGUUAGGGUGGUUUGUUUUGGGGAGGCAAGGUCCAAGCCUUGAGCAGUGAGGGCGUGAGGCAUAAGCCUGAAAUUCCAACAAAUAAUAAUCCUACUACAUUCACAGCAAUAAAGGAAAAUCCAUAGCAUUCCCGCUCUAAAAAAUAGAAUAAGUUACGUUAUGUGGGUCCAACAUUUCAGUAGGAAACCUAUACACUUCAUGGGUCUGAUCCCAUCAUUAUUUAUAUACAUGACGGAGGUAGUAAAUCUCUAAAUAGAUUUAAUUGUAAUUGGCUAUGUUUAAACUAAAGAUAUGUACAAUUAUAAGUUCAGAAAGUCUCAAUCACAAACACAUAACUAGAUCACAUGAUCACAUAUCAUAAAUCUUAUUCAGGAUUAAACACAAGGAUUGGAUCACACAUCAACAAAACACAAAAAAAAUAGAUACAGUUUGGAUUUGGAAAUCUAAAUUAACAGACUUCAUCAGACUUCAUCAGACAUCCUAAAUUAACAACUCCCAUUUCUUCGAACACCAGACUUCAUCAGACCCCAUAGCAGACUUCAUCAGAGGAGCAAUUACUUCUGGUUUGUGAAUUAAUUUCACUUGGUUGGCCUAAAUUGGGAAGUUCAUCCUUCUUCUGGCUUGCAGGGUUAUAUAGCAAGAGUUGGAAAGAAAGUAAACCAAAAAUAACAGUAAAUACUAAAUACACAUUGGAAUUUUGAAGGGUCACCGGAUAAUUUAAUUGUUAAUCUUUUUCUUGUAUUCCACUCGUAAGAAAUAGCUGAGAAACAUGAUUGGCUGAUUAAAUUUUCAGUGGAGUAUGAAAGGCCAAAAGACAGGCCGUUUUUUUCCAUUAAUAUGUUGUCUUUAAGGGUAAUAAUUAUAAACAGCUAUUUCAUUAAUUAUGUUCCACAUUUUCUCUCUAGCCGUGUGCAAUUAAAAUCACUCGUGCCAUUAAUUUCUUUUCAAUUAUGUGGACCAUUUGUUUAUUAAACAUUUUUACAGAAACUGGCCACCCAAAGUAUCGAUACAAUCUUCCCGCCCAAAGGUUGCCACACUAUUCCGUUUUAAUAUAUAAUAUAGAUAGAUCGAAAUUGAUCUUUAAAACUAACUCAAUUCAGGUAUAUCUCAGUCUCCACGAAAUGGGACUGCACAGGCUCCAAUAAUUGAUUUAUUUCAAAAUUUGAAUAGACCACAAAAAUGUAUCAAACCAGUUUUGCAAUGAAAUCCACUAGUUACUCCACCCGUGCGUUGCACGGGAGUGAAGCACGUACAUAAAAUUCUCCACUCGUGCAUUGCAUGGGAUAAAUUUCAUAGAUAUAUUGUUCUCUUCGGGACUCUAUAGAAACAUGUUUGUAAUAAGAAGCUUCGUACAUGAUAUCUGUAUUCUGUAAUGAUCACAUUUCGAUAAAAAAUUAUAAAGUUACGAUAAAAAUUAUAAAAUAUUUAUCAUGUAAAAUGACCACUAAUUGUACAUACAUUGUACAAACAGGAAAACACCCAUUCGAACUAAAUUUAAUCAAAAUAAUUUUUGGCGUGUUUUGAAUUUUAAAUAUUCAAAAAUAAUAUUUAAAAUUGAAUACUUUAUGGCAUAGUUCUACAUUGUCGAAUUGUUAGCAAUAAUUACUCAACACAUAUUAUUAGUAAUUAAUAAUCAUUUCAAUGAAUCACAAUUUACAAUACUAAGGUAUGUUUGAUGUUAAAAGACUUAAUUCUUUUUACAUAAUAGCAAUACUAUAUGGAAUUUUGCCUUACCGCAAAGGCUCAGCCGCCAAAACGCAUAAGUUACAAUCUAUGGCUUAUUUUACCUUAUUCUUUUCAGCAGUUCCGUCAUUUCCGUGCUCUCUCAAAUCAGUUAUGGGAGUCUAUAUUUCAAUUUAUCGCUCUCUCCUCAUUAGCGAGAACCCAAAGCUAUCAUAUGCACCAUCGUUUUCCAUCUCCAUUUUCCUCUCAUCUACUAUUUAUUCUCCAUAUUUAGUCAGAUGAAGAAGUUGACUAAGUCAACUACUAUAUUGGGUAAACGAUCACGAGAUGCAUUUCAAUCUGCAAGUCCGUCGUUGAAUAUUAGCGACCAUCCUCUUCAAGAAGGAACAACCGUUGGAGAAAACCUAGACACUCAACUCACCAACGUCCAACAGAAGGAGAGCAUUGUACGGGAAAGUGUUACACGUAUAAUUCCAAUAGCUCACAAUAAAUGGCAAAUCGGCAACAUCAUAUUGCCGACUGAUGAUUACACGGUUAUGGGGACAUGCAUUACUCGAACACAAGAUAGACCCCCAGAAAGUAGCAAGAAUCCCACGGAGGAUUUUAAAGGUGAUGCUACUAAUGAAGAAGCCAACCAAAAGGACGAUCAAGACGAUGUUAUCGGUGCCUCCUCACAUGAGCAACCUGUAUUCCAUGCCUAUGCAGAUCUUGGGGAUUCAUCUUAUGAGUGUGAAUUUUGUGGUGCUUUGUUUUGGUACGAAGAAAGAGUAAGGAAAAGUCCUGCAGGAAAACCACCAAAAUUCUCCCCGUGUUGUAAUCAAGGAGAUGUUGUACUGCCUGCAAUGGAAGAGCCACCCGAACCCUUAAAAAGUUUGAUAUUUGGUUCUGACGAGCGUAGCCGUCAUUUCCUCGAAAACAUCCGCUCAUAUAAUGCAAUGUUUGCAUUCACUUCUAUGGGAGGAAAACAAGACAAAGACAUCAAUCAAGGGAAAACGCCACCAAUAUUUCGAAUAAAUGGACAAAACUACCAUAGAAUUGGUAGCCUUCUUCCAAGGGACGGUGGUCAACCCAAAUUUUUGCAGAUGUACUUAUGUGAUCCAAGUGAAGAAACCUCAAAUAGACUUAAAGCUGUCAGAAGUGAGGGUGGUACAAAAUUGCAUGAUGCAUUGGUUUCGGAGUUGACACAUAUGCUUGACACGUACAAUGUUCAUGCACAGUCAUUUAGGAUGGCAAGAGAUAGAUUUAAUGCAUCAAACUCCACGACGUUGAAAAUGAGACUUAUUGGGAAAAGGAGUUCAGAUGGACGCACGUAUACUACUCCAAGUGUUUCUGAAGUAGCGGCUUUAAUUGAGGGGGGCUUUGACGUAAAUAGAAAAGAGAGAGAUGUUGUCCUGCAAACAAAAUCUGGGGCAUUUCAGUUUGUGACCGAACUGAACCCUUCCUUUUUAGGCUUGCAAUACCCACUACUAUUUCCUUACGGUCAAGAUGGCUUCAGAGAUGACGUUCUGUUGACGCGUGAAAUAGAGGAUAGCAAUUACAACGGAGGGAGAAAAUUUGCCACAAUGAAAGAUUUUUUUCAUACAGGUUGCAGGAACGCAAAGGUGAAACCCCAUAUCUAUUGAGAUGUCGAAGGUUGUUUCAGCAGUUUGUGGUUGAUGGAUAUACAAUGAUCGAGUCAUAUCGAUUGCAAUUCAUAAGAUUCCAUCAGAAAGAGAUUCGAAGUGAAUUGUACAGCGGUUUAGCAGAUGCUGUUGUUCGAGGGGAAACAAGUGCAUCUAGGACGAGCCAGCUUAUUGUUCUUCCUCCUACAUUCAUUGGUAGUGCGCGUUACAUGAUGCAAAAUUACCAAGACGCUAUGGCUAUAUGCCGAUGGGCAGGGUAUCCACAACUUUUUAUCACAUUCACUUGCAACCCGAGAUGGCCAGAAAUUAUUCGCUUUGUUGAGCAAAGAGGGCUCCAUCCAGAGGAUCGCCCCGACAUCCUUUGUAGGAUCUUUAAAAUCAAGUUGGAUUUUCUCAUUAAAGAUCUAAAACAAAAUAAGUUGUUUGGGGACGUCAAAGCAGUUGUAUAUACAGUGGAAUUUCAGAAGCGUGGUUUGCCGCAUGCCCACAUAGUUUUGUGGCUGUCUCAGAAGAAAGGAAUUAUGUGUGCCUCAGAUAUUGACAAAAUCAUAUCUGCUGAGAUUCCAGAUGAGUGUUCAGACCCUGCUCAUUACAAUGCGGUCAAAGAGUUUAUGAUCCAUGGACCUUGCGGCCAUCUUAACAAGUCUUCGCCCUGUAUGGAUAAAGGUAAAUGCACGAAGCAUUUUCCAAAGAAAUUCAAUGAACGCACUAAAAUGGAUAAAAGUGGAUAUCCUAUCUACAGGUGGAGGAACAAUGAAAGACGCAUCGGGAAGAAUGAUUGUCAUCUAGACAAUAGAUACGUAGUCCCGCACAACUGUAAUUUGUUGCUCAAGUAUGGAGCACACAUUAAUGUUGAAUGGUGCAACCAGUCACGAGCGGUGAAGUAUCUAUUCAAAUACAUUAAUAAAGGUGAUGAUCGAAUCACAAUCGCAUUCUCUGAGGCGGCAGAUAGCUCUAAGCAGCAGAAAAUCGAUGAGAUCAAUAUGUACUAUGAUUGUCGGUACAUCUCUGCUUGCGAGGCUGUUUGGAGGAUUUUCGGAUUCCACAUACACUAUAGGGAUGUGCCUAUUGAGCAUCUUAGUUUUCAUCUGCCCGGCGAGCAAAAUGUGUAUUAUAGUGCAGAUAAAUCUGUCCAAGAUGUCCUAUCGAAUCAUAUGGUUCACGAGACAAAAUUUACUGCAUGGAUGAGAGCAAAUCAAGUGUACCCCGAGGCCAGAAAGUUGACAUAUGUGGACUUCCCUAGCAAAUUUGUGUGGAAGAAAAAGAUUAAACAGUGGGUGGAAAGACAACGAAGUUUUGCAGUUGGACGUGUCUACUUCGUUCGCCCUGGAGCAGAGCAGGUGAAAAAUACUACUUACGCACCCUAUUAAAUUGGGUAAAGGGACCAAGAAGUUUUGAUGAGUUAAAAACAAUUGACGGCAUAUUAUAUCCCACAUUUAGAGAUGCUUGCUAUGCUCGGGGAUUGCUUUUAGACGACAAUGAUUACAUUCAAGCCAUCACCGAGGCAGGUAUGUUUUCAACCGCACCUUCAUUGCGUGAAGUGUUUGCCACUCCACUCAUUGCGGGCGCACUGUCAAAGGCGGACUUGGUCUGGGAGAAAUGCCGCCAGUAUUUCUCAAAAGACAUAUUGUACAAUAUGAGGACCCU